This is a messenger RNA of Danaus plexippus (monarch butterfly), 2289 nucleotides long. Its product is annotated as zinc finger protein 37-like. Lineage: Eukaryota; Metazoa; Arthropoda; Insecta; Lepidoptera; Nymphalidae. Gene Ontology annotation, molecular function: DNA binding. The coding region runs from base 439 to 2226 and encodes 595 amino acids. The record is from RefSeq and is a predicted model, not a curated record. The transcript has 18 exons.
UCUCGAAGGCAGUAGCAUCACCUUCUUGCUAAAGCAAUGGACGUAGAGUCAGUUUUUAUAAUAACCAAAUCUUGUUUAUAUCUACGAUAAACGCGCUCGUAAACUUUUUUAAGCACUUUAAAAAUCAAUUUCGUAGCACAAUAAUGUAGUGCGUGCAUUUAUAAAUGAUCAGAAACGUUCGUUUUUCUUUAUUUCCAUUGGCUUUACACCUCCAUUAGACAUUAUCAAGUUUACAAUUGAUUAAGUAGUCUUAAGCUGUGAAAUAUUUUAUACCUUAUAUUGUUCAAAUCUCACAACCGUUGUUAUAAAUUAAGUUUUAAUAACUAGAUAGGUGUAUUAUAGUUGGUUUUGUGCAAGUUUUAUUGUUAUAUUCGUGUUUAUUCGACAUUUAUUAUGGCUUCACAAAAUGGUUUCUAACUAGUGUAAUUAUAUGAAAUAAUGGCACUCUGCGAGGGACAGUUGGAUUCUGUUCUUCAGAUCAACGGUGAAAAGGUUCAGAUGGAGAAAAAGAUGGAAGCUAAUGGGGAUUUAUAUGGACUGGACAACGUACCGCCAAUGCCGCUCAGCGUGGAUUACCGCUCGCCAGUUUCACACUUCGUCCCGCCAGCGGUCGAACUAUACGCCAAUAGGCAUAAACCGGAAAUACAUGUUGCUUCGUCAGCUAGCGAGACGACGCCGCCGAAGCGCAAGCGAGGCCGUCCGAGGGUCGAUAAGACUAGCCCGGAGUACCUGGCAAACUUGGCUGCAAGGAAACAGGCCAGGGAGAUGGCCGCGGUUAUGGGUGAAUCUGGUGAAAAGAGAAAACGAGGUCGGCCUCGCGUCGACAAGACAGCGCCGGAGUACCUCGCGAGGAAACGUGCUAGAGAGAUUGAAGCCUUGGAGAAGAAAGCUAAAAAGGAGUACAGGAGACGAACUACUGGGGAUUCGGCCGCAUCCUCAUCAGCUGGCGAGUCAACGCCUCGUGUUAAGCGCAAGUACACUAAAAGAGCACCCGGCACCAAGAAAGAAUCGUCUUCAAAUCCUGAGCGGGUUAAGGGAAAGCGCGGUAGACCUAGGAAGAAUGAUCCAAAGCAACAAGGAAAAAUUCGGGUCCGCAAUAACUUGAUGCCUUCGAACGAGCCCAUCACCCUCGACAGUGACGACGAACCAGAUUUGGGUUCCCCGAGUCAGGCUUCGGAUUCCCUGAGUAUGGAUGAAAAUUUAAGAGCGUUGCGUCACAUACACGAGAAAUACGCGAAUAUACAUAAGGACGACCUGUACGAAGCCCAUCUCCUUGCUGCGAAUUUCAAACAACCAGAUGCGAGGGGUGACGACGACGUGCUCUCAGUAGCUAGCUCCGAUGGUAGCGCGUCAGUAAAAGAAUUAGGUACAAGAGUAGAAAAAUUGGAAGAUAGUUCGAAUUCCGAGUCAGGCAGUAGCAGUUCGGAGUCAGAUAGUAGUAGUUCAUCGUCGUCUAGCUCGUCGGACAGCUCACACUCGUCGGACUCGUCGGAUUCUGAGGAAGACGAGAAGCCAAACAGCAGCGUCCAUGAUGACAGAUCCUUCGGCGCCUGGUCCCACACGCCGGAGUCGGAUUCGGAUCCGGAGCGCGGGGCCCCGGUCGCUCGGACCGAUGACGACAUCAGCGAAUCGGAUAACGAGUCAGCUGAUAAGAGCUUCCCAUGUAGGGUCUGCGGGAAGUGGUAUUCGACCAGGGUGACGCUCAAGAUCCACGCGCGUGUUCAUCAGAACAAGGGCGGCGGCGGCUCCAGGUCCAGGGCGCGUUCCUCGGACAGAUACGAGUGUGACUGUUGCAGCGAGACGUUCAGCAGGAGAGAGAAGCUUUGGGAGCAUAAGGCUGAAGCCCACCGCGGCGCUAUGACUGUCCGAUGCGAGGUUUGUCGUCGGUGCUUCGAGGACGACAACGAGCUGGCGGCGCACGCCACCACACACACUAGUGAUGACAGGAUAGGUCGUUGCUCGGACUGCGGCUCGUCGUUCGCCAGAUACGACCAGCUGCGCCGCCACCGCGCCUCCGUCCACGGCUCGGCGCCCGCCCGCCUGCCGCACGCGUGCGUCCAGUGCGGCAAGAGAUUCUCCCACGCGCACUCCCUCACCAGACACGCGCACAACCACGCCAAGCAACUGUACAGAUGCGUGGUUUGUAAGGCAUCCUUCGCCCGCGCGGACCAACUCGCCCAGCACCUGAACAGCCACCUCGCCACCUACAAACGUAUGAAGCAGUGAGCGCGCACAAUAUACAUAUAUAUACAUAUAUAUAUAUAUAAUUUUAAUAUAGAGUUUUAUUUA